Molecule: messenger RNA, 3282 nt
Organism: Echinococcus granulosus
Lineage: Eukaryota; Metazoa; Platyhelminthes; Cestoda; Cyclophyllidea; Taeniidae
Product: Cytoplasmic FMR1-interacting protein
Exons: 15
Coding region: 1-3282 (1093 amino acids)
Biological process (GO): axon guidance; regulation of translation; cell morphogenesis
Cellular component (GO): synapse; neuron projection; SCAR complex
Molecular function (GO): RNA 7-methylguanosine cap binding; small GTPase binding
Source: RefSeq, a predicted model, not a curated record
AUGACCUCUAUCGAUGCUGAUCAAAAACAUACCCAUCAAAUAGGUGACGCUUUCCGCAAGGUUCAUGAUUUAGUCAAUAUACCGUUGUCUGAGGAUGUCCCUAUCAUUCAAGCUGCAAAUUUUUCGGUUCUUUAUCAGUCUGCAUUUGCUGGUUCUUAUGAAGAUGCUAUGGUUUAUGCUGAGCUUCAAGAUCUGUAUAACCAGGGUCAAGAGUAUGCAAUAAUGCUUUAUACUUGGCGAUCUAUUUCACGCGCGCUACCGCACUCGAGCAAUCAGUUUUGUCACUCACCGAAUGGGUUGAAUUUAUCAACUAGCAAUGAAUAUACCUCUCUGACUGCUGAUCUCGCUUGGCACACUAACAUCGCAGUCACGAGAACAAGUGAGCGCUCUGUCGCCGAGAACCGUGAGCUUUAUGAUCUGGCGCUUCGUGGGCUGCAGUGUCUCUCCUCCUGGUCUGUGCAAGUUCUGGACACUUUCACAUGGAAGCUCGCCCAUUGUGCAGACGAGCACACAAACCGCGAGUGUCCCAAAGAUGCUGAAAACUACGAACGCGGUACUCGAUACAACUAUACCUCAGAGGAGCGUUGUGCUCUUAUCCGACUUAUCACAAUGAUAAAGUCAGUUCAGACGCAGUUGCUGCGCCUCGAAACCAAUUACUCAGAGGCAAUUCGUCGAUCUGCGGUUGUUGACGCGGUGGAGGCGGAUCUUCUGAUGACUGGUUCCAGCAACAGCGUUGGUAAGUCUGGCUGGGGAGGGCGAUCAGUGUCGGCAAAGGCCUCGGCACAAAACAGCCUCACCUCGGGUUCAAAUUCGACGUUGGCUAAGGCGGCUGAGUCGAUGGUCGGAACCCCCAUUCGUCGUGUGGGUCCCUCUUCCACGCAACUCUACUUGGUUCGCACCAUGCUUGAGCUGAUGAUUGACCAAGCCUCGCCAGCUGCAAAGUACCACUCACUGAGGAAGGAACUUGAUAGCAAUACAAUGGCCGCAAUUGAAACCUUCCUAAAAAACAGCUUCUACUGGCCCUAUCUUCUCAACUUUAGCGGUGAGAUGGAAACGCUCGUUAAGUGCUGCGACCUCUCUCAGCUUUGGUAUCGUGAAUUUUUCCUGGAGAUCGCCAACGGGAAGCGCAUCCAGUUUCCCAUCGAGAUGAGCCUUCCCUGGAUCCUAACCGACCACAUUUUAGAGACACGCGAUCCUGCAUUGAUGGAGUCUCUGCUCUAUCCUCUGGAUCUCUACAAUGACGCCGCUGAUUGUGCAUUGAACCGCUUCCACAGACGCUUCUUCUUCGAUGAAAUUGAGGCCGAAGCAAAUCUUGUGUUUGAUCAGCUUGUCUACAAGUUGUCCGACCAGCUGUUCAGAUAUUACAAGCAAUAUGCUGCCUCUAUCUUGCUUGAUAAGAAGUUCCGGCUGGAAGCUCAAAGGGCUGGCUGGCGAGAGCCCUAUCCUCAACCAAAUAGAUACGCUGCUGCCCUGAUUCGCCAACGCAGUGUUCAGUUACUGGGGCGUUCUAUUGAUCUGUCCUACCUUUUGUCGCAGAGAAUAAAUAGGGCUAUUGCGAAAUCACUGGAAGAGGCCAUCCAACGCUUCCUAUGCUCUGAUAUAACUGCGGUUGUAGAACUGGAAGCCUUAAUAGAGUGCAAUCGCUUGUGUCAUCGAAUGCUCGCCGAACAUCUGGAGCUGGAUGACUUUGAUGGCAUGUUGCAGGAGGCGAACAAUCUCGUCACAUCACCACUCAGCAAGAUCGCCUUCCAUGUAUUUUGGGAGGUUACGUGGGAUUUGGUUAAGAACUACUGUUACAACGGCUCCACCAACAGGUUUGUCCAGACAAAGUUUGCUCUAGCCGAGACACUCGAGCGUGAGAAACCCUCGCUCUGUGCGCCCGAGUACUUGUGGGGCAGCAAGAGUCUCAACUCCUGCUAUGAAGCUAUUUUUCAGCUCUCUCGGGGUUUCAUCGGUGCCCCACACUUCUCGGCCAUCUGCAGGCUCCUCGGCUACCAGGGCAUCUUUAUCAUCUUUACCGAAAUCAUGAAGUUCUGCAAAUCUCUUGUAAACCAGACGAUAAAGGAGUACGUUCGCCGCAUCGCGAGUAUGAUGCCCAAGUCGGUGUCUUUGCCCAGUCCCACGGCCAACUCAGACAGCCAGUAUGGGCUCUAUGCCAACGCUCUGCAACGCGUCUAUCAAUACUCCGAUCUACGGACCAACGUGUGCCAAAACUUCCGCGAGUUCGGCAAUAUCAUCAUUUUCUGUCUACAAAUGGAGAAGCGCCUUACCACUGAGGAUCUUGGUGAUCUCAAGCAUGCUGAUGCUUUCAUCAGAAAACCAGCCAGUAGUACAGGCGAAAGACCCAUUUCGGAUCCGAAAAUGCGGGAUUCGUCAAAUCAAAUUGACGGCCUGAAUAUUUACAAAGUCGCCUCGGCUGUGGGUUCAUCUGAGCUUGCCGAGCUGGCUGAUGGGAACGAAGUUCUUACCCGGGAACGUUUAUGCUGUGGACUGGUGCUCUUUGAACAGCUUCUCAACCGUAUUCGGGAAUUUCUAAACGAGGAGGAACCGCAGACAGGUGCAGCGAACGGGACGGCACGUCAGAUGCCGCGCAAUGUGUGGUAUGGCAGUGAGGCCUCUGGCACCACGGCGGACACAGACGAGCUCAUCGAGAUUGAGGGCUGUACCCAAUUCCACCGUGUCUGGUCUGCCAUCCAGUUUGUUUUCAGUACGCCCUUUGGGGAGAACGAGUACACCGUGGAGGAGAUGUUCGGAGAGGGACUUAACUGGGCUGGGUGCACUCUUAUCACUCUGCUGGGCCAGCAGAGACGCUUCGAGAUGCUCGACUUCGGAGCUCAUUUCGUCAAACUCCAGAGGAGUGACAAGUUGGACACCUGCAAAGAUGGCGUGAGCGGAAGAUCGAGCGAACGUGCGCCACUUUCCGCCGCCACAGUGGCCACGUACCUUUUGAGAGAAUGGGUGGAUGUGCGAGUGCGCCUGCAUGGCAAAACCGCCGCCUUUUCACCUUUCCCCUCCUCUACACUUGUUCUCCUCAUCCCCCCUCCUAUCCCAAUGUGCACACGAAUGCUCCGUGUCAUUGCCGUCGUUCCCUCCUUGGCCAAGAUAAAAAUCGGCUACUACAAGCGCGCCCGGCUGGGCGGACGGCUGGGUGACUCAUGUUCAGGCAGUGUGCGUCAACAUGGUGGCAUCCACAUGCGCACUCAUCGUACGUCAUUGGUUACUCAUGCUGUGUAUCGCUGUCGAGACCGUGUUGAAAAGGUGGUGGGUUGGGGCCUCAUCUAG